Molecule: messenger RNA, 1845 nt
Organism: Spirodela intermedia
Lineage: Eukaryota; Viridiplantae; Streptophyta; Magnoliopsida; Alismatales; Araceae
Source: the annotation of a GenBank genome assembly
AUGGCGGAUCUGGAGAUCCUGGACCUGCCCCCCGCCGAGCUCGCGCAGAGGCGCCGUGUUCUCUCCCUGCUGAGCAUCCCCGAGAAGCACCGCAGCGUGGACUCCCUGAAAAGGCUCUACGCCUGCGUCGUCCGGGCGCGGCUCCACAGGACCUGCAACUUCGCCGUGGGGAACCUCGCGGCCCGCUGCGCCGCCCUUGGCCUCAUGCCCUACGCCCUCCGCAUGUUUGAGCAGAUGCCGGAGCCGAACUCCUUCGUCUGGAACACCCUGAUCAGAGGAUUCCAGCAGAACCGCCGCCCGGAGGUCUCGCUGCUCUUCUUCGGUGCGAUGCGCGCUCGCGGCGUCGUCGGCGAUCGCUUCACCUUCCUCAACGCCUUCAGGGCCUGCGCCGAUAUGCAGGACCUUCGCAGGGGGCGAUGGGUGCAGGGGCAGCUGGUGAAGGUCAGCUUGGGGCUCGACGCCCGCGUGGGCAGCUGCCUGAUCGAAUUCUACUCUGCUUGCGAGGACAUGGCCGCUGCCAGGCAGGUCUUCGACGAAAUGCCUCUGAGGGACGCCGUCUCCUGGACGGUGACUGUAUCCGGGUACGUCAACGUGAAGUGCGACAUGGAGGGCGCGAGGAAGCUGUUCGAGGAAAUGCCUGUGAAGGAUCUCGUGGUCUGGAGUGUUGUGAUCGCAGGCUACGUGAAGGCGGGGGACGUGGGCGCCGCUCGAGACCUCUUCGACAGGGCCCCUAGAAAGGACCUGCUGAUGUACAACACCAUGCUCGGCGGGUACGCCAGGUCUGGAGAAGCGGACGGUUUGCUCCGCCUGUUCGAAGAAAUGCCCGAGAGAGACGUGGUCUCCUGGAACACGGCCAUCUCUAGCCUCGUCCAGCGUGGGAGGAUCCGUGAGGCGUGUGCGCUCUUCCAGAAGAUGCAGCAGCUCGAGAACCAGAGGCCGAACGAGGUGACGCUGGCCAGCCUUCUCUCCGGCUGCGCGCAAGCGGGCGCCCUGGACAUGGGCCGAGCGAUCCACUCCUACAUAGACAGGGAGAGCUUCUUCUCUCUAGAUUCCACGGUGGGGACGGCCCUGGUCGACAUGUACUCCAAGUGCGGCGAGCUCGACAGCGCCUUGCGCGUCUUCUCCUCCAUCGGAAAGAGAGAUACGGCAGCAUGGAACGCCAUGAUCACGGGGCUCUGCACCAACGGCCGCAGCAGGCGAGCCCUGGACCUCUUCCGCCGGAUGCAGCGGGAGAACGUCCGGCCGAACGGGGUGACGAUGGUGGGCGUCCUGUCCGCCUGCGCCCACGCCGGCAUGGUCGACGAGGGGCGCCGGUGCUUCGAGGCCAUGCGCCGCGAGCUGGCCGUCGCGCCGGGGGUUGAGCACUACGGCUGCAUGGUGGACCUGCUGGGCCGCGCGGGACGGCUACGGGAGGCCUACGAGCUGGCGCGGAGCAUGCCCGUGCCGCCGCACGCCGGCGUGUGGGGCGCGCUGCUUGGCGCGUGCCGGAUCCACGCCGAGGUGGAGCUCGCCGAGCGGUCCCUCGAGCGCCUCCUGGAGCUGGACCUCGACGACAACGGCGGCGGGGGGUACAUGGCAAUCAUGUGCAAUAUCUACGCCGACGCCGGCAGGUGGGCCGACGCCGCCCGAGUGAGGGAGCUGAUGAGGAAGAAGGGGGUCGUCAAGGCCGCCGGACGCAGCUCUGUGGAGAUCAACGGCGAGGUCCACGAGUUCGCCGCCGGCGACGAGAAGCAUCCCCGGCGGCGGGAGAUCUACGAGAUGGUCGAUGAGAUAUCCGCGAGACUGCGACGGGAUUACGACGGGGUAGACGACGCCUUCAUUAAUGUACCAGCCAGCGAAGGAUAG